AUGGAGGAUUUAUUGAGGGUCAGAAACAUAGUUAUCAACAUAGCGUCGAACCUCAAUACAAGAGAUUAUGUGAAUUUCCGACAAGUAAACAAAAAGGUGCAUGACAUACAUCUUUCAGAUGAUACUGAUAAUGAAAUAUGGUCUCAGAAACUUCUUUUAAUGGGUAUAAAAAAAGAGCAAACUCAGAUCGCAGAAAAUCAGGAAGUGAUACAUGAGCUGGAAUUUGACAACGAAAAGGAACUGGAUUGUGUUACAAUUUUUAAGGACAUAAAAAGUUUCAGGGAAAAGGAUGCGAAGAGGAUAUAUAUCAAGUUUUAUCGGUGCUUUCAACCCUAUUGCAAUAAGUUAAAAUCAAAUAGUUUAGCACAUUUUUUCCCACAAAAAUAUGAUGAUGAUCCUCUCAUUCAAGUCAAAAUAUUUAGCUAUAUCUCAAGGUAUAACAAAGGAAACAAAAAUGAGUUUGAUGAAUAUCAAAAAAUUGAUCAAAAUUUGAACAUGUUGAAGGAGAUAUUCAUAAACUCUGUCCUUCAAGAAAUGGAUGCAAAUUUUGCUAAGGAGAAUUACUCACAGGUAGGUAAAUUUAUUCAGGUCCUGCUACUAUCGCAUGAGGAGAGAAAUGCCGUUGAGUUCUUUAGAUCGAAAGCAGAUCCCACUUUUGAAAUGAAUCUUCCAGGAAGUGUUUUCUAUGAUGAUGAAACCUUGAAUGAGAAAUCUUUGGAUGAAGCCUUAGAAAAAGUGAAAGAUUUUUUGAACUCGAAAAUAGAGCUAGUGGAUACUUUAUUUGCAGAUACAUAUCCAGUAAUCUUGGAGUUUACAGAAAGUUUUAUACAAGAAAACUUUUUAGACUAUAUGAAUGAACAAUUUGGCAAGGAAGAAUCUAGAUUACAAUACAUGCCCGAAAUGUACUCUAAAACUAUGGCUAAUGUUUGCGGAAAAUUAAAGGCAUCCAAAAAUGGCGGAGAAUUCUUCGGAAAAGUUGUGAAAGAAUUCUUUGACAUGUAUUUAGAGCCGAAAAUUGUAACUUAUUUGGAAUUUCAACCUAGAAUUUUUCAAAAGUCAAUAAGUAAUAAGUUGGAUCAAUAUAAGGAUGAAGCAGAAGCCAGAGAAAAGGAACAAAACGAACAGAUUUACAAUUCUCUACGUGACCAGAGUGUAGAAAAGAAUAAUAUAACAGAUGAUAAAAACGAUUUUCUGAGCUCAUUCACUAAAAUAUUCAAACUUACCAAUAGCGAAAGGCAAAAGAAUGCAGAACAAUUACAAUUAGCAUACAAUUUAAACUUGCUGAACAACAAUCUACAAAAUAUCAAAUCUCUGGUUAGUUUGGACCUUUGUUAUAAUAUUGUUCAGCAGGCUCAAACAUUAACAGAUCAAAUGUACACCUUUCAUCAGAUUGAAAAAAUUGUCGGUACAAUGAGAAGUCGAUGUCAAGAAAUAUUCAAAAUUCUUAUAAAUGAACUUGGGUGGAACCAUAUAAAGCCUGGAUUUGAAAAGGCUACUGUGUUGCUUCAAAAGUAUGACUCGAACGAAAUACAGAGAGUAGAGUUGAAACUUGAGGGUGUGGAGACUCAGGUCGAACCACUCGUUCAAUUUACCGAAUUAAUCAAUAUUGGAGAUAUUAUACUUCAAAUGAUAUCAAUAUUUUAUAGAAACGAGCUGAUUCAGAAAUGCAUAAUAGAUAAGAAUCGUGAUUUUCUCAACGAUGUUGUCCAAGCCAAGAAAAAUUUUGAGACGAUGCUCGAUGACUUUGUUGCCGAAGGCUUGAAUAUUGGUAUAAAUAAAUUGAUGGAUGAAGUUGAUUUUGUAUUCAAUACAAUUCAGCUCCCUGACGAUUAUAAUCCUAAUACAAAGCAGGGUGAAGCAAGUUCGAAAGAGAUCAAGCCAACACAAUGUGCCCUAAAAAAUAUUGAACUUUUGAAUAAUCAUGCAUUUUUAUUAACGGGGGCAACAGACAAAGGCACAAUUGAUGUUUACAAACAAGAAAUUGGGGAAAGAUUUUUUAAUGAAUUGGUUAAACAUAUAAAGAAAAGUCUUAUUUCACCUGAUGGUGCAAUUUUCUUAAUUUGCGAUCUAAAUUUAUACUAUGAUUUUAUUGCAACCAAGUUGAAGCAAAAACGAAUAGUACCAUUAUUUGCAGCAUUGAAAAACGUUGCUCAGUUAUAUAUUAUUUCAGGAAAGGAUUCCAAGGAACUCGGGAAGAUGAUUUCUGACGUAGGGAGAUUUCAAGGGAUAUUUUCGCAGGAAGAGGUAUACGAAUUUGUGGAAAGAAGAAGUGAUUGGGUGCGCGUCAAAAGAGAUGUCGAGAAGGUAAUGUAUGGAUUAGGGGUAAAAGACUGUACCAUUAUGUAA
This is a messenger RNA of Zygotorulaspora mrakii, 2346 nucleotides long. RefSeq names its product Rcy1p (gene RCY1). The transcript has a single exon. The coding region runs from base 1 to 2346 and encodes 781 amino acids. Gene Ontology annotation, biological process: exocytosis; Golgi to plasma membrane transport. The record is from RefSeq and is a predicted model, not a curated record. Gene Ontology annotation, cellular component: exocyst; cytoplasm. NCBI's taxonomy places the organism in Eukaryota, Fungi, Ascomycota, Saccharomycetes, Saccharomycetales, Saccharomycetaceae.